CGACCCCCUUCCCCGGCUCCCCUGGCCGCCCCGCCAGGGAGGGCGGAAGAUGCCGGUGAAGAAGAAGAGAAAAUCCCCUGGGGUGGCAGCGGCAGUGGCGGAAGACGGAGGCCUCAAGAAGUGUAAAAUCUCCAGCUAUUGCAGAUCCCAACCCCCUGCUAGACUAAUAAGUGGAGAGGAACAUUUUUCAAGCAAGAAGUGCCUGGCUUGGUUUUAUGAGUAUGCAGGUCCUGAUGAAGUUGUAGGGCCAGAAGGAAUGGAAAAAUUUUGUGAAGACAUUGGUGUUGAACCUGAAAAUAUUAUUAUGUUAGUUUUAGCGUGGAAAUUGGAGGCUGAAAGCAUGGGAUUUUUUACCAAGGAAGAAUGGUUAAAGGGGAUGACUUCAUUACAGUGUGACUGCACAGAAAAGUUACAGAACAAAUUUGACUUUUUGCGCUCACAGUUGAAUGAUAUUUCUUCGUUUAAGAAUAUCUACAGAUAUGCCUUUGAUUUUGCAAGGGAUAAAGAUCAGAGAAGCCUUGAUAUCGACACCGCUAAGUCUAUGCUCGCCCUGCUGCUUGGAAGGACAUGGCCGCUGUUUUCAGUGUUUUACCAGUACCUGGAGCAAUCGAAGUAUCGUGUUAUGAACAAAGAUCAGUGGUACAAUGUGUUAGAAUUCAGCAGAACCGUCCAUGCCGAUCUUAGUAACUACGAUGAAGAUGGUGCUUGGCCUGUUCUUCUCGAUGAAUUUGUUGAGUGGCAGAAAAUCCGUCAGACAUCAUAGCAAGAGCUCUUGCAGAGAAAAUGCAAACCUUCUGAUGCCCAUGUGUGUACAGGCUGAUGAGAGGAGAAAUCCAAAGGCUGCAUUUUCCUUCAUGUGAAAGACUUCUCCUAGUACUUUGUUUUCCUUUUUUUUAAAAGGAAGUUUUCUUGUUACAUGUGAUGGGCAUUGAGCCACACCUCUUCUGAGACUGAGUAUCCAAGUUUUUGUUUUGGGUUAUGUUUAUAACAUUUAUUUCAGAACAAUAAAGAUUCAGAUUUGUGACAAAGGC
Acinonyx jubatus (cheetah) is the source of this 1031-nucleotide messenger RNA. RefSeq names its product defective in cullin neddylation 1 domain containing 5 (gene DCUN1D5). Gene Ontology annotation, molecular function: ubiquitin-like protein binding; cullin family protein binding; ubiquitin conjugating enzyme binding. The transcript is spliced from 8 exons. The record is from RefSeq and is a predicted model, not a curated record. Bases 50 to 763 code for a protein of 237 amino acids. NCBI's taxonomy places the organism in Eukaryota, Metazoa, Chordata, Mammalia, Carnivora, Felidae. Gene Ontology annotation, biological process: protein neddylation; positive regulation of ubiquitin-protein transferase activity. Gene Ontology annotation, cellular component: ubiquitin ligase complex.